Molecule: messenger RNA, 2017 nt
Organism: Asparagus officinalis (garden asparagus)
Lineage: Eukaryota; Viridiplantae; Streptophyta; Magnoliopsida; Asparagales; Asparagaceae
Product: non-specific phospholipase C6
Exons: 3
Coding region: 256-1806 (516 amino acids)
Biological process (GO): phospholipid catabolic process
Molecular function (GO): hydrolase activity, acting on ester bonds
Source: RefSeq, a predicted model, not a curated record
GAAAAUAAAGCUCAUACAUCAGCCUUAUACCCCUAGUAAUAAGUGAAUGCUCCCACGAACUCUAUCCCCGAUCUUGAAACUAGAUUUACCCUCUCCCUUCUUCUCUUUGACACCACACAGAAUAAUCAAGCACCAUUUUUUUCUUCAACCUGCAAGGACCCCUCUUCUAUCAAGAUCAACACAAGGGUAAGUCCUCAAAGCUUUUGCUAAUCUUAUAUUCUUUAAAUUCCUAAAGAUUUCUACCCAAGCCGAGCCAUGUCAAGACCUCAACCGAUCACCACCCUUCUCUUUCUCCUCUAUAUCCUCACAUCCUUCAAUCUGCAUUGCUUCAUUGAAGCCCAACAAAAGCAACCCAUCAAGAGCAUUGUAGUUCUAGUGCUAGAGAACAGGUCGUUUGAUCACAUGCUUGGUUGGAUGAAGAAAUCCGUCAACCCCUCAAUCAAUGGCCUCACUGGCUCAGAGUGCAACCCAAGCUCGACCCAUGACCCCAAAUCCCCUUCAGUUUGUGUCUCUAAUGAUGCCCAAUUUGUUGAUCCUGAUCCUGGCCACUCAUUUGAGGAGGUCUAUGAGCAAGUUUUCGGGUCCGGCUCCAUCCCUUCAAUGUCUGGUUUUGUUCAACAAGCCCUCACAAUCUCUCAAAACUUAUCAGAUACCGUGAUGAAAGGCUUCAAACCUGAAAAUUUACCAGUAUUUACAGCAUUAGUACGGGAGUUUGCGGUAUUUGAUAGAUGGUUUUCAUCAAUUCCAGGCCCCACUCAGCCUAAUAGGCUCUUUGUGUACUCUGCAACCUCCCAUGGAUCAGUUGGCAAUGAUAAAUUUAAUCUCUUUGAAGGGUAUCCCCAAAAGACAAUCUUUGAUUCAUUGCUAAAGGAAAAUUUGGAUUUUGGUGUGUAUUUCAAGAACAUACCAACAACAUUUUUCUAUAGGAAUUUGAGGAGGGUGAAGCACUUUUCAAGAUUCCAUUGGUUUGAUACAUUUAAGGAGCAUGCAAGAGAGGGGAAGCUUAAGAAUUUGAGUGUGAUUGAGCCAAGGUACUUUGAUUUGGUUGGCUAUGAAGCUGAUGAUGAUCAUCCUUCUCAUGAUGUUGCGAAUGGGCAGAAGUUAGUGAAGGAGGUGUAUGAUGCAUUGAAAGCAAGUCCUCAGUGGAAUGAAAGCUUGUUGAUUGUUACUUAUGAUGAACAUGGAGGGUUCUAUGAUCAUGUUGAGACUCCUUAUGUUGGCAUUCCAAAUCCGGAUGGGAUCAAGGGACCCAGCCCGUUCUUCUUUGGGUUCGAUAGGCUAGGAGUUAGAAUUCCAACGAUUAUGGUUUCGCCAUGGAUCAAGAAAGGAACAGUUGUUAGCAGGCCUAAGGGGCCAACCGUGACUUCUGAGUUCGAACACUCAUCGAUACCUGCAACCAUAAAGAACAUUUUCAACCUAAAAUCGAAUUUCUUGACCAAGAGAGAUGCUUGGGCUGGAACGUUUGAGCAUAUCUUUAGCGAAUUGGAUUCACCAAGAACGGAUUGCCCAGAAUCGCUGCCUGAUGUGGCUCCUUUAAGAGGCAGAGAAGCUGGUGAAGAUAGUUUCCUCUCAGAGUUCCAGAGAGAGCUAGUUGAUUUGGCCAAGGCGCUUAAUGGAGACUUUCCCUUAACGAGCUUGCGCGAAGAGACAAGCAAGAAGAUGACGGUUAAGGAAGCUGAUAAGUAUGUGACUCGCUCUGUUUCGAGGUUCUUGAGGGCAAGCAAGAACGCCUUUGAUUCAGGAACUGAUCACUCAGCCAUCGUUGAUGUUAAGUCUUUUGAAUCUGCUGAGACUAGAUCGCCUUAGUUAAUGAAGAUCCAUGUCCCUUGUCGAGAUAACCAUGUUAAUUUAUUGCCAAAAAUCGGAGAGAAAACGUAUAGUGGGUGAUCAUAAUGUUGAUAAGCCCAAGGAAAUCAACUGUUUAAUAUGAUAAUAUGAUGUAUUUGUUUUACUUGUGAUAAGUAGUUUCAACUAUCAACUUCUUUUAAAGCAAGAAAAACAAAUGUUUUCUUCUUAA